This is a messenger RNA of Sipha flava (yellow sugarcane aphid), 2445 nucleotides long. Its product is annotated as glycine-rich cell wall structural protein 1.8-like. The record is from RefSeq and is a predicted model, not a curated record. The transcript has 3 exons. Lineage: Eukaryota; Metazoa; Arthropoda; Insecta; Hemiptera; Aphididae. Bases 62 to 2380 code for a protein of 772 amino acids.
AAUAAUCUCACAGUAUAAAUAUCCAUAAUUUGUUUCGUAAAGAUACAUUCAAUGAUUAAUCAUGGCCUCUUGCACUUUAAUGUUUGUGGUAUUCUUCUUAACAUGUUUCACCAGCCACCCUGUAAUAAGUAUUGAGGUGUAUGAGAAACCAGAAACAAAAUCAUCUCAUUCUACAGUUUUAAAUAGUGCUACGUCAGUAAAAAAAAUUCCCUUAGUCAAACAAAGUUCUACCGGAAACGCUGCUCAUAUUUCUGGAUCUAUCAAUGGUUUUGGCCAUGGUGGUGGUGAAAUUCAUGGAUUCGGACAGGGACAUGGAUUUAGUGGUUCAUUUGGUAAUGGUGCUGGUACCGCAGGGGCAGGUCAUCAUGGUAGCGCAAACGGAGUAAAUGGAUUUGGAAGCAGUGGAGUUGGAGCUGGAAGUGGAAAUGGAUUUGGUAGUGUAUCUGGCACUGCUGGUGGAACUAAUGAAUUUGGAAACAAUGCAGCAGGAGCCGGAAGCGGUACUGCAUUUGGCAGUGGAUUUGGAAGUGCUAAUGGAGCAAACGGAUUUGGAAGCAGUGGCUCUGGGGCUGGAAGCGGUAUGGGAUUUGGAAGUGGAUCAAAUGGUGCAAAUGGAUUUGGGUCUGGAUCAGGUGGAGGUUUUGGUGGAGGAAAUGAGUUUGGUGGUAUUUCAGGUAGUGGUGGAGAAGGGUUUGGAAAUGGCUUCGAAGGCGAAAAUAGUCAAGCUAUGGGUAAUACAUUUGGAGCUAAUAGUGGAACGACAUCUGGAAAUGGUUUCGGAAAUGUUAAUGGAGGAUCUGCGGCAACUGGUUUUGAAAAUGGAUUUGGAACUAAUAAUUGGGGAACAUCUGGAAAUGGUUUUGGAGCAGGUAACAAUGGGAUAUCGGGAAAUGGUUUUGGUAAUGGUGGAGGAUCUGGAAAUGGUUUUGGCAUAAACAAUGGUGGAGGAUCAGUAAACGGUUUUGGGGCAGUUGGAAGUGCUAAUGGAGCAAACGGAUUUGGAAGCAGUGGUUCUGGGGCUGGAAGCGGUAUGGGAUUUGGAAGUGUAUCUGGCACUGCUGGUGGAGCUAAUGAAUUUGGAAACAAUGCAGCAGGAGCCGGAAGCGGUAAUGCAUUUGGCAGUGGAUUUGGAAGUGCUAAUGGAGCAAACGGAUUUGGAAGCAGUGGCUCUGGGGCUGGAAGCGGUAUGGGAUUUGGAAGUGGAUCAAAUGGUGCAAAUGGAUUUGGGUCUGGAUCAGGUGGAGGUUUUGGUGGAGGAAAUGAGUUUGGUGGUAUUUCAGGUAGUGGUGGAGAAGGGUUUGGAAAUGGCUUCGAAGGCGAAAAUAGUCAAGCUAUGGGUAAUACAUUUGGAGCUAAUAGUGGAACGACAUCUGGAAAUGGUUUCGGAAAUGUUAAUGGAGGAUCUGCGGCAACUGGUUUUGAAAAUGGAUUUGGAACUAAUAAUUGGGGAACAUCUGGAAAUGGUUUUGGAGCAGGUAACAAUGGGAUAUCGGGAAAUGGUUUUGGUAAUGGUGGAGGAUCUGGAAAUGGUUUUGGCAUAAACAAUGGUGGAGGAUCAGUAAACGGUUUUGGGGCAGGUAACGGAGGAGGAUCGGGAGGGGCAACGGGAAAUGGUUUUGGAAUAGGUAGUGGUGGAGGAUCAGGAAAUGGGUUCGGGGGAGGUAUUGGAGGAGGAUCUGGAAACGGUUUUGGAAUGGGUAAUGGUGGAGGAUCUGUUGGAGGAUCUGGAAAUGGAUUUGGAGAAAGUAAUAGUGGAGUAUCUGGAAAUAAUUUUGGUGCAAUUAACAGUGGUGCUGCGGGAAAUAGUUUUGGCGCAGGAAAUGGUUUUGGGGGUGGUAUUGGAGGAGGAUCUGGAAAUAGUUUUAGUACAAGUAAUAGUGGAACAUCCGGAAAUGGUUUUGGAGUUAGCAACAAUGGAGGAUCAGGAAAUGGUUUUGGGGCAGGUAUCGGAGGAGGAUCGGUAGGGUCAUCGGGAAAUGGAUUUGGAACAGGUAACAAUGGGAUAUCAGGAAAUGGUUUUGGUGAGGGUAAUGGUGGAGGAUCUGGAAAUGGCUUUGGGGCAGGUAAUGUUGGAACAUCUGGAGGAAAUGUUGGGAAUGGAUUUGGUGCUGGACAAGGCAAUGGAUUUAGUGGUGGGAUAGGAAAUGGUUUUAGUACUGGAACUGGUGAGGGUUUUGGAGAAAGUGAAGAAGGAUUUAGUUCGGUAGGUGGAUUUAACGGUGGCAAUGGAAAUGGAAAUGUACAAAUUCAAAAUCAAAGACCUCAUUCAAGACCUCAUUUAGGAGGUAUUGGAGGAGGACACUUUGGUGGUGGUGUUGGUUUUGGUGCAUCUGGAAAUGGGGGUUUUGGAGGAUCAGGAAUCAGAAGUUUUGAUUUAUGAAAAUAAAAAAAAUAUAAUUGUAAUGUAUACAUAUUAUUAAAAUUAUUAUUUUUAUUAUUAUUUAA